CCACUUGGGCUGAAGAUUUUUUACCUCAGGCCAGUUGCGCUCAAGAGCAGCAUCUCGUUUUCGGCUGCAACGCGCGGGGCCCAGAUCAUGGCCAUGCCGAGUGGCAUCUCCGCCACAGCGCCCACGAAGCAGGAUCUCGGGGACGCGGCGACAAGGGACAAGCGGCAGAGCUCACGCAGUCUUUCCCGGUCCGGCGAACCCUGCAGCGAGCGUCUUUCGAGCCACAGCGCGGUCUUCGACGCCGACCGCGUCAGCACUGCUUGGGUAUCGACGCGCAUGGGAGAGGCCUGGGUAUCGAACAGCCAGGAGGAGACCACGAGUUAUAGCCUCGACCAGUGGCGCUUGUCAGCCGCCGCGGAGGCCAUCGGCGAUGUCCCCGAGCAGCUGGGCAGAGUGGUCCAGAAUAAGGCUAAGAGCCUUGCCGAGAGCGUGAAGACCGAGCUGGCCUUAGUGCAAAAGGCCAUUCGCAGCAGGGGUGGGUGCGAAGAUAGCGUCGACGCAGCCAUCGAUCAUCUCGGCAAAAUCCCAGAGAUCAUCAGGAGGUCGUUUGGCUCGAGGAUCAUGGGGGCGAGCGGCGCGAUGCGGCUGGCGAUGCGGCUGAAGCGGAGCGCCAUCGUGCAGGUGUUCAAGAGCACUACCCCUGGUGGCCAAGAACUGGUUAGGCGGUUGUGGACCAUUCCCAAGAAGCUGGAGCAGAUCGUUGGGCAGGCGCUUGGCCAGGCCGUGGAAGAGUCCCACUUGGAGGUUACCAGGCGCUGCGAGCGCGUGCUGAUGAGCCUGCCGCCAGACGCGGGUGUGUGUCGCCAUGCCCUGAUAGACGCCGAACUACGCAUCGCGGAGGCGGUGACCGAAAUGUAUUCCGAGACGAUGCGGGCCCUCAGGCGCACGGCCAAUGCUAACGUGAGGCUCGCCGUGACCUACGUGCAAGAUCCAUGA
Messenger RNA from Prorocentrum cordatum, 936 nucleotides. NCBI's taxonomy places the organism in Eukaryota, Dinophyceae, Prorocentrales, Prorocentraceae. The record is from the annotation of a GenBank genome assembly.